This is a messenger RNA of Carlito syrichta (Philippine tarsier), 7968 nucleotides long. RefSeq names its product zinc finger protein 407 (gene ZNF407). The coding region runs from base 80 to 6847 and encodes 2255 amino acids. The transcript has 9 exons. The record is from RefSeq and is a predicted model, not a curated record. NCBI's taxonomy places the organism in Eukaryota, Metazoa, Chordata, Mammalia, Primates, Tarsiidae. Gene Ontology annotation, cellular component: nucleus. Gene Ontology annotation, molecular function: nucleic acid binding; zinc ion binding. Gene Ontology annotation, biological process: regulation of gene expression.
GCGAUUCUGUCGGCAAACAGGUUAUGAGUGCCAGUGAGCCACCUUAGAUAGGAGAAGCAUCGUUAGCACUUUAUUAGUGAUGGAUACUGAGAAUAAACCUGAGAAUGAUGAGGAUGAAAAUGGAAACAAUGAAGCGCAAGAUUUGAGGAAUAUUUCAUCUCAUAAUGAAGAAUAUGGGCUUGUAUCUGAUGUGAGAAGAAGUUCCUCCAAGAAUUCCACAAGCAAAAGAGAUUUUUCGGAAUCAUCAAACAUUGACAGUGUCUUUGUAGAGGAAGACAGCAGUGAACAUGCUUCCAAAAGACGGAAGUUAGGUGAGGCAGAGCCCCUUGAGUCUGGAGAUCUGGGUGUUCAUGGAUCAGAGACUUCUAAGAGCCCUGUUGCAGAAGCGGGUAACCCGUUAGACGGAACAGUGAAGAAGGCCUUCCUGAGUGAUGGCACGGAUGGGGGCACAUGUCUCCCAAAUGCCUACUCCUCUUCUGGAGAUUUUAGCACUGUUGAUGCUGUUUCCUUGAAAACAGAUGCUGAAACAAAGUCUGCUCAGGAAAUGGUUUCCUCUGACCCAGAAAGAGACUCUCCUUCCCCCCUGAAAGAGAUUCGUGUUUGUUGUGCCACGCGGACUGCCACUGCGGCUCUCAAGUGCAGCAUAUGUGGCCAUUUGUUUUCUUCUUGCUCUGACUUGGAAAAGCAUGCUGAGUGUCACAUGCAGCAGUCUAAGGACCAUACCUGCUAUCACUGCAGCCAUAGAGCAGAGAGCAGUUCAGCUCUGCAUGUGCAUGUCAGACAGGUGCAUGGGCCUCAGAAGGUCUUCUCUUGUGACCUUUGUGGCUUUCAGUGUGUGGAAGAAAACCUACUGAAUGCACAUUAUCUUGGCAAAACACAUCUCCGUCGUCAGAAUCUUGCUGCUCGUGGAGGGUUUGUACAGAUCUUGACAAAACAACCUUUUCCUAAAAAACCAUGUACCAUGGGAACAAAACAUGUUCACGCAAAACCAAGAACUUCUAAACUAGUAACGAAGAAUAGUGAUUUGAAAGGAAUUCAAAAUGUUGGAUGCAAAGGUAAAGAUCUCAGAGGAAGCAUUUCCAGACAAAGUAGCAGUAGCAGCAAGCUUCUUGUUGAAAUGAUGUCAUCCAGAAAUACGUCAUCAGAAAAAGUAGAGAUUGUUCAAGAAAAUGAUACUUCCCUUGGUAUAGCUCAAAAUCCUGAAAACCAGAGUAAAAAUCUAGGAGCCUCGGUAACCUUAGAGGGUCUCGUGAAUAAAUUGGAGUCCACCAAAAAUGCCCUGCAGACACCACAGAGUGUCAGUACAACCUCGAGGCCAAGACCUGAGCGAAACGUUCUCAUGUUGGGAAAUAGCUUUCAUCGACGAAGUAGCACUUUCUCCCUGAAGGGCCAGGUAAAGAAAAGGUUUAAUCUUUUAGGAAUUAGCAAAAGAGGCACAAAGGAAACUCAGAGGAUGUAUAUGAGACACUUUAGAUCACAAUUGAAAACAAAUGAUUUAGAGUCAGUGCUUAUACCCUUAGAAAUGAGCAGCAGUGUCCAGCAACUGUGUGUGACUACCUCAGAAGCCCAGGAGCCGACACAGGACAGGGAAGGUGCCUGUCUCCUGGGCCCCAUGCAGCUGGACUCCCUGCCAGUGAAGCCAGCCUCUGUCUCUCAGGUGUUGCGUGCUUGUACAGACUGUGGGCACACAGCUGCAAACAGGACAGAUCUGGAAGUCCACAUGAAAAGGUGUCAGGCCCAGGAGAUGAAGCUUUACUGCCAGAGUUGUGACUUUUCCAGUAUGUCCAGGGGGGACUUAGAUGAACAUUUGCAUAAUAACCAACAUCAGCAAACUGCUUCUGUCCUCAGUUGUCAGUGUUGUUCUUUUAUUUCCUUAAAUGAAAUACAUCUUAGAGACCACAUGAAGGAAAAGCACAGGAUGGAUUUUCUCUGCACCCCUUGUAAUCUCUUCUUCUUGUCUGAAAAAGAUCUGGAGGAGCACAAAGUAACCGAGAAGCAUAUUAGUUCAUUGGUUCAACCAAAAACUUUGCAAUCAUUUAACAGUGAUUUGGUUUUCCAGACUUUACCUUUAAGUACUUUAGAAUCGGAAAACACAAAAGAUCCUAUGGAUGAAUCAGGAAAGGCAGCUCAGGAGGAACUUGUGAAGUCCAGGGUAAGCCAUGGAAAUGAAGGAAGGCAUGCAAACAAGCCUCAGUUUCAAUGUAAGAAGUGUUUUUAUAAAACAAGAUCUUCCACUGUCCUCACAAGACACAUAAAGCUUCGCCACGGUCAAGAUUAUCACUUUCUCUGUAAAGCGUGUAAUCUUUAUUCACUGAGUAAAGAAGGAAUGGAAAAGCACAUUAAAAGAAGCAAGCAUCUUGAAAAUGCUAAGAAAAAUAAUAUUGGCUUAAGCUUUGAAGAAUGUAUUGAAAGGGUAUGUAUAGGUGCAAAUGAUAAAAGAGAAGAGUUUAACAUUUCUGGAAAUGGAAGGCUCGAAGGCCAUGUAGGUGUGCAGUUACAAGAGCAUUCCUGUCUUGAGAAGAGCAUGCUCGCUCCUAAGGAACUAUCGCAGUCCAGAGGUAGCACCAAAGAUGAUGAACUAGCUUUGACCACUACUCCAAAGAGAGGGAGACCUAAAGGUAACAUCUCACGGACAUGUUCACACUGUGGUCUUUUGGCUUCUAGCAUCACAAACCUGACUGUUCACAUUAGACGAAAACACAGUCAUCAAUAUAGUUAUCUAUGCAAAGUGUGUAAGUAUUAUACUGUAACUAAGGGAGAUAUGGAACGUCAUUGUGCUACCAAGAAACAUAAAGGACGGGUAGAAAUAGAAGCAAAUGGAAAACAAAGUUCAGAGAUCAUUGUUUGCCCUGAAGGGGGAAACCUUGAAGCCAGUAAGAAGAACACUGGUUCAGCAGUGACUAUUCCAGAUGAGCAUGCCAACAAGCCAGCUGAAGCAGAUGCCUCUGUUGUAGAAAAGCCAGUAGUAGAUCAUGGAAAUUCAACUGAAGCUGAGGUUGAACACAUGUUUCGUUCUAUGGAGGGGGAAGCUCACAGUCAUCUCAUUGAUAAAAAGGAACGAGGGUCUGUUGAACCAGAGGACCUUCUCCAGCAGGAGGAUGCGUGUCCCCAGAGAGAUGCUACAGGAACAGGUGACAAUAAAUGUGUGCACUGUGAGUUUAGUGCACACUCUUCUGCUUCCCUAGAGCUGCAUGUAAAACGGAAACACACAAGAGAGUUUGAGUUUUACUGCAUGGCAUGUGAUUACUAUGCCGUGACUCGUCGAGAGAUGACCAGGCAUGCAGCAACAGAGAAACACAAAAUGAAAAGGCAGUCUUAUCUCAACUCUUCUAAUGUAGUAGCAGGUUCUGCAGAAAUGUCCAAAACCAUCAUUCUACCUGAAGAGGAGCAUCAGCAAAAUCCUGAGGAAUUUCAAAUAAUUUCAGACCAACCACCUGGUACUCUUAAAUCUAGAAGUACUGGUGAUUGCUCUGUUUUAGAUGAGAAUACUAAUUUAGAUAUGUCAAAAGUACUGUGUGCUCCUGACUCUGUAGAGAUUGAAACUGAAGAAGCGUCUAAUUUCAGUGAAGACCAUUCCUUUUGUGAGACUUUCCACCCGCCACUUGUCAAGGACAAAGUUAUGAAAACUGAGGAGAUGGUGUCCCUUAGUAUUUCCUCUAAUUAUGGCUCCCCAAGCAAAUUUCAAAAUGAAAAUUCAGGAAGCUCAGCUUUGAAUUGUGAGACAGCAAAGACAAACCAUGAGCUGCUGAAUGACGCAGGUGGUCCAGAUAUCCAUCGGGAGAGUGAAGGAGGCAGUACAGGAGAUGGUGAAGGUAAAGCCUCUCACAAACACCUCUGUCCUGCAGCACUUGAUGGGGCGCACUUGGCGGGAAGCCACACGCAACUUGUGAUGGGAAUAAGAGAACAGGUAGACCUGGAGAGCGAGGGUCAAAACAACGUUGGAUCUGCACCCGGCUCAGAGGAUUUGAAAGGCAUGCAAGAAGAUCCCGUUCUGGAGAAUAAGGAAAUUCUGGUGAGUUCACAACAUGAAACAGAAAUUAUUUUGGAAGAGGAAGGCCCAGCUUCUGAUAGCACAGUUGAAAGUACAGACGUUUAUGAGACUAUAAUUAGCAUUGAUGACAAAGGGCAGGCCCUGUACAGUUUUGGCCGGUUUGAUUCUUCCAUAAUAAGAAUAAAGAACCCCGAUGAUGGUGAAUUGAUAGACCAGUCUGAAGAAGGUCUGGUAGCAACAGGAGUGAGAAUUAGUGAGUUGCCCUUAAAAGACUGUGUCCAAGGAGCGAAAAAGAAGAAACCUGAAGGCAGUUCCUUUGGUGAGUCCACUCGAAUUCGUUGUGAUGAUUGUGGCUUCUUAGCGGAUGGACUGAGUGGCCUGAACGUUCACAUAGCCAUGAAGCAUCCUACAAAAGAGAAACAUUUCCAUUGUUUACUCUGUGGAAAAUCAUUCUACACGGAAAGCAACCUUCAUCAGCAUUUGGCCAGUGCUGGCCACAUGAGAAAUGAACAGGCCAGUGUGGAAGAGCUUCCCGAAGGAGGAGCCACCUUUAAAUGUGUCAAGUGUACCGAGCCCUUUGAUUCUGAACAGAAUUUAUUUCUGCAUAUUAAAGGGCAGCAUGAGGAAUUGCUGCGGGAGGUGAAUAAGUACAUAGUGGAAGACACUGAGCAAAUCAACCGCGAGAGGGAGGAAAACCAAGGGAAUGUCUGCAAGUAUUGUGGGAAGAUGUGCCGAAGUAGCAACUCUAUGGCCUUCCUGGCACACAUCCGCACUCACACAGGAUCAAAACCAUUCAAGUGCAAGAUAUGCCAUUUUGCAACAGCUCAGCUUGGAGAUGCCAGAAACCACGUGAAAAGGCACCUUGGGAUGAGGGAGUACAAGUGUCAUGUCUGUGGGGUUGCUUUUGUAAUGAAGAAGCACUUAAAUACUCAUCUACUAGGCAAACAUGGAGUUGGUACCCCAAAAGAGAGGAAAUUUACAUGCCACUUAUGUGAUAGAAGUUUCACAGAGAAGUGGGCCCUGAACAACCACAUGAAACUCCACACAGGAGAAAAGCCGUUUAAGUGUACCUGGCCCACAUGCCAUUACUCCUUCCUCACAGCCUCUGCAAUGAAAGACCACUACAGGACGCACACAGGCGAGAAGUCGUUUCUGUGUGACCUCUGCGGCUUUGCUGGCGGGACCCGGCACGCCCUCACCAAGCACCGCCGGCAGCACACAGGAGAAAAACCUUUCAAAUGCGAUGAGUGUAACUUUGCUUCCACAACCCAGUCCCAUUUGACUCGACAUAAACGUGUGCACACUGGAGAAAAGCCCUACAGAUGCCCGUGGUGUGAUUACAGGUCAAACUGCGCUGAAAAUAUCCGCAAGCACAUCUUACAUACUGGCAAACAUGAAGGAGUCAAGAUGUACAACUGCCCCAAAUGUGACUAUGGGACAAAUGUCCCUGUGGAAUUUCGAAACCACUUGAAAGAGCAACAUCCUGAUAUCGAAAACCCUGACCUUGCUUACUUGCAUGCUGGCAUCGUUUCCAAGUCCUACGAGUGUCGUCUGAAGGGACAAGGUGCUACCUUCGUGGAGACGGACAGCCCCUUCACCGCAGUGGCGCUGGCCGAGGAGGCUGCAGUCAAGGAGAAGCCUCUGCGGAGUGGCAGGAGGCCAGUGCCACCCUCUGAGCAGGUGCAGCAGGUCAUCAUCAUCCAGGGCUAUGAUGGGGAUUUCGCCCUGGAUGCCUCGGUGGAAGAGACGGCAGCCGCCACGCUGCAGACGUUGGCCAUGGCCGGCCAGGUGGCUCGGGUGGUACACAUCACAGAGGACGGGCAGGUCAUCGCCACGAGCCAGAGUGGGGCGCAUGUGGGCAGCAUGGUGCCUGGGCCCAUCCUCCCCGAGCAACUGGCAGAUGGAGCCACCCAGGUGGUUGUCAUGGGGGGCUCCGUGGAAGGUCCCAGCAUGGACGAACCCCUGGGUGCAGGCGGCGCUGUGAUCCAACAAGUGACCAAGCAGGAGAUUCUGAACCUCUCGGAGUCUGGGGUCCCUACAGCCGACGCGUCCUCGGCCCUUGAUGCUUUACUGUGUGCCGUCACUGAACUGGGCGAGGUGGAGGGCAGGCCUGGGCCAGAAGAGCAGGGUAGGCCCAGCCACAAGGACGUGCUCAUCCAGCUGCCAGGGCAGGAGGCCUCCCGCACAGCCGCUGACCCUGAGGCCCCUGAGAUCCAGGUGUUCCAGGACGCCCAGGAGGGCCCAGAAGCCGUGGAGGUGCUGACCCAGGUCAUGCGUCCCUCAGCCGUCAUCACCUCCCAGGAGCGCACGCAGGUGGCCUUCAAGAAGAUGGUGCAGGGUGUCCUCCAGUUUGCCAUGUGUGACACAGCCUCAGCUGGCCAGCUGCUCAAGGAUGGUGUCACACAGGUCAUCGUUAAUGAGGAGGGCGCCGUCCACAUGGUGGCCGGGGAGGGCUCCCAGAUCAUCAUGCAGGAGGCAGAGGCGCACGGCCUACGGGUGCCAGGUGAGCGUGUGGACCUGGUGGAGUCCGACGGGGAGAUCUCACAGAUCAUUGUGACCGAGGAGCUGGUGCAGGCCAUGGUGCGGGAGUCCAGUAGUGGCUUCCCCGAGGGUGCCACACAUUACAUUGUGACAGAACUGCCCCCAGGCACACAGGACGCAGGUGUGUACUCCCACACUGUGAUUGAGGCGGACCCUCAGGAGCUCCUGCAGGCUGGGGCUGCACUGAGCACUGAGGCCGGGGCCCCGGGCGGGACAGAGCAGCUGACCAGCAUGGUCAUCUACACCCAGGAGGGCUCACCAGCUGCGGCAGUGAUUCAGAGCCAAAGAGAGAGCAGCGAGCUCCAGGAAGCGUGAGAUAGCACUUUGGCAUGUGCACAGGGCACAUGUGGGAAGACCUAGCUCAUGCGGGCACUGAAGGCCUGGGCUUCAUUUCAUUUGUCAACCUUCAAAACAGUGAGGAUGUGACUUCCCAUGAGCACUAAGUGUACACUCCCCACGAGGUGACACCAUCCACCAAAAAAGCCCCCACCAAGGACACCAUGCAAUGGGCCUGGGAAGACAGUAGCUGGGUGCAGGGACAAGGGCUGGGCCGGCUGAUCAGGCCUGCUCACUGUGAGCCCUUGCUGGUAGCCCCUCUGUCCUGGCCAUCAUGCUGAGGAGAAGCCAAGUGUCAUCUGGUUUUUGUUUUUCUCUCACAAGUGUUUUCCCAUCUCAGUUAUCAGAAGACUGUGGCCCAUGGUGGAAAAGUGAUAAAAAUGUUUCCUGUGGCUUGGGGCACAUCUGCUCUUGCAGUCUAGCAUGUAGCUGCUCUCAAAUUUUAUUCUAUAUUUUGUUUAAAAAAUGCAGCUACAACCAUUACUGUCUUGAAACAGUCUACUCCCAUUCAUUCUUUUGAUUUGAGUCACAGUGUCCCCAGACCAAAGGACGCCUGGUAGUGCAUUUCAUGUAGGAAUUUCCUCUCCUCAGACAUUUAGGUGUAUUCACUGCUCUGGUCCCAUUCUGCAUAAAAGACGUCUUCUGAAGUCCAUGGUUGAGAAAAGCCUUGACGUUUGUAUUCAAUUAAAAUAGAUCUUGGUUAAGGCAACCCAAUGCUUCUAAUUUUGACUUAGUUUCAUACAAUAAAAGUCUAUAUAUGAAAUGUGCACUCUGGAAGAUACUGUUCCUAUCAAUAUUUUGCUUUUUAUAACAAAUGUUUGUCGUACUGAUACCAUUUUUGUAGGAUUGAUAUGUGACGUCAAUCUGAUGAAGCUGACACUAAACAUGAACACACCGCAGCCCUGGCCUCGACUGCCAUCAUCUGUGUUGUGUGUGGCUUCACUGUAACCAUUGAUGCAAGUUUAUGUUGCAAUACUUUGUUUCUUGAUAUGAUUGCUCUUACUUCUGUUCCAAAAUUGUAAAAUAAUCCCCUUCCUCAAACGCAAAGGUUGUUUUUGUUCUGUUUUUCUUUGAAAUAAAAUUAUCGCAUUAAACGCUAA